Williopsis jadinii is the source of this 689-nucleotide messenger RNA. RefSeq names its product transport protein particle component. Gene Ontology annotation, cellular component: TRAPPIII protein complex; TRAPPI protein complex; TRAPPII protein complex. Gene Ontology annotation, biological process: endoplasmic reticulum to Golgi vesicle-mediated transport. The coding region runs from base 389 to 628 and encodes 79 amino acids. NCBI's taxonomy places the organism in Eukaryota, Fungi, Ascomycota, Saccharomycetes, Phaffomycetales, Wickerhamomycetaceae. The transcript has 2 exons. The record is from RefSeq and is a predicted model, not a curated record.
AGGGUACAACCCUUCCCUUGGUCCUAUCCAACUACCGUCUUCAUAUACAUCACAGGUGUCAAAAGCAAAGACCAUCUACGACAAUUCCUUAUCGCGUCGUACGCCAGAGGUCAACAUUGCUUCCCUUUCCUUCCUAUUCAGUGGUAUUGUCCAAUACGUACAGAGUAGCUCAAAGGGUGUUAAGGAACUGGAGGCCAAGUUGAAUGCUUUAGGGUACGGUGUCGGUACGAAAUUCCUCGAGUUGAUUACACUAAGGGAUGGGAAGAACGCCAAAAGGGAGACAAAAGUCAUUGAGAUAUUACAAUUCAUACAUACGCAGCUAUGGAAGACGUUAUUUGGCAAGGUUGCAGACGAAUUGGAGAAGAGUUCUGACUCGGAUCAGGAAUACAUGAUAACUGAUAAUCUACCACUUAUAUCCCAGUUCAUCUCAGUACCAAAGGAAUUUGGACAGUUGAACGUGGGUGCCUUCACCGCAGGUAUCAUUGAGGGCAUAUUGGAUGCAGCUUAUUUCCAAGCAGAAGUUAGUGCACACACUGUCGAGCAAGAAGGCUUCCCACUAAGAACCGUAUUCCUCGUCAAGUUUGACCGUGCAGUCAUUGAAAGAGAAGCCGUUAGGUUUAGUAAAUAACAUAUACAUUCUUCUUAUGACAUCUCUGUAGAAUGCCAUCAUCCAUCUACGUCGUGUUUUG